AUGAUAUCUGAUUUAACUGGUUUACCCUUUGCAAAUGCUUCAUUGUUAGAUGAAAGUACUGCUUGUGCUGAAGCUAUUGCUUUAGCUGUUCGUGUAACUAAAAGGAGAACAAUCCUUUAUGAUACUGGAUUACAUCCACAAAAUAUUGGUGUAAUGGCUACACGUUCAGAACCAAUGGAUAUUAACUUUAAACCUUUGGAUAUUGAUGAUGUAAAUGUUAAUAAAAAGUUUGGAGAUGAUAUUGCUGCAAUUAUUUUACAAUAUCCCAACACAGAAGGGUUAAUUUAUGAAGAUUUGGAUUUAUUAAUUCAAUACGCACAUAAAGAAAAGAUUCUCGUUAUAAUGGUUUGCGAUUUACUUUCUCUUACACUUUUACGUUCUGCCGGAGAUUUGGGUGCAGAUAUUGCAGUAGGUAGUGCUCAACGGUUUGGACUUCCUCUUGGUUAUGGCGGGCCUCAUGCUGGUUUUAUGUCUGUUGCCAAUUUAGCUUUGGCUAGACAAAUGCCUGGAAGGAUUGUUGGAGUUUCUAGAGAUCAACAGGGAAAUAUUGCUUAUCGUUUAACUCUCCAAACUAGAGAACAGCAUAUUAGAAGAGAUAAAGCAACCUCCAAUAUUUGCACUGCUCAAGCACUUCCCGCUAAUAUUUCUGCAAUGUUCGUGUUUUUUAAGUUAUUUGACGGAGAGAUAUUGAGAGAAUUUUAA
Meloidogyne enterolobii is the source of this 702-nucleotide messenger RNA. The record is from the annotation of a GenBank genome assembly. Lineage: Eukaryota; Metazoa; Nematoda; Chromadorea; Rhabditida; Meloidogynidae.